ACGAUGGUUCCUAGAAGAAGGAAGAUAUUUGGUAUUUGCAUUGCAACAGAGAGCUUGAAGGGGGAAGACAAAACAACAAUAACAAAACUGUGUGAAUUGUGUAAGAAAGGGAAAAAGAAAAUGGGAAGCGAAGGAGGAGGAGCGAUUGUGAGGAAACCAAGGUUUUUGUGUCUCCAUGGAUUCCGUACGAGCGGAGAGAUAAUGAAGAUACAGCUUCACAAAUGGCCUAAAUCUGUAAUCGACCGGCUAGAUCUCGUGUUCCUCGACGCGCCUUUUCCUUGUCAAGGCAAAUCUGAUGUCGAAGGCAUCUUCGAUCCUCCUUAUUACGAGUGGUUUCAGUUCAACAAGGAAUUCACAGAGUAUACCAACUUCGAGAAAUGUUUGGAGUAUCUUGAGGAUCGUAUGAUCAAGCUUGGUCCCUUUGAUGGUCUCAUUGGGUUUUCUCAGGGGGCAAUUUUGUCUGGGGGCUUACCAGGACUGCAAGCUAAGGGAAUUGCACUACAGAAAGUGCCAAAGAUUAAGUAUAUCAUAAUCAUUGGAGGAGCUAUGUUCAAAUCCACGAAGCUGAUAGAGAAUGCGUAUUCGUCUUCCUUGGACACUCUCUCCCUCCACUUUCUAGGAGAGACGGAUUUCUUGAAACCUUACGGAACCGAGCUGAUUGAAUUCUUUAAGAGUCCGGUUGUCGUUCAUCACCCCAAAGGCCAUACCGUCCCGAGGCUUGAUGAGAAAAGCUUGGAGAAAGUUACGGGUUUCAUUGAGACAUUAGAGCAUCUGGUGAUGGAGGAAGAGAAGAAGAAUGAUGAAGAAAACAAUAGUAAGCAAAAAUAGAUAAGCUUAAGAUGUUAUGUAUAACGAAUAAAUUCUUUGGAAAGUAUUCCUAAAGUGGCUGUAAAUAAGCCUGGCAAUGUUUGUGAAAAACACCAAUAUUACCACACAAACAAAAUAAUACACGAUUGAUUCUUUCA
Messenger RNA from Capsella rubella, 965 nucleotides. RefSeq names its product esterase AGAP003155. The record is from RefSeq and is a predicted model, not a curated record. The transcript is spliced from 5 exons. The coding region runs from base 4 to 828 and encodes 274 amino acids. NCBI's taxonomy places the organism in Eukaryota, Viridiplantae, Streptophyta, Magnoliopsida, Brassicales, Brassicaceae.